CCAACUUUGACUCUCACUACUCUCUUUCAGCUCAUAUUUUGCUUACAUUUUCCUUGUUGCACAUGCUUCAGCACCUUCCAUUCCCCUGCCCAGCUACUUUCACUCCUUUCUGAACAUGGGUUCCUCCAACAAGAAGAAGAAGUCUUCUCGAGAGGAUUCUAUAAACUUCGACAUUCCGCGGUUUUCAGAUUUUGACGCACCUCUUGCUCAAAACUCUCAACAAGUGAGCCAAGACUCAAACCAUUCUUGGAUGAACCAGUACCUUACGCCUGCCUUGACUUCCGAGACCAGGGCCGAAAAGUCGAAUACCCCACGUUCUGAAGCACCCGACGCAGGGACUGGUCACCAUGAUAACCGAUUAACCAAGAAUCCUCCGGGCCAGUUCCGGGAGCCAUCCUUAAGACGCGGCUAUGGUAUGGCUUACGAACCACCAAGAGUUUUCGACAAUGUGCCAACCAAAGGAGCAAGCCAGAUUGCAUGUAAUAACUCCCAGACCAUGGAGUCGCUUCCAGAAACAGAAACACAAUCUUCAAUCUCAGCUCCGCGGGGAUCCCUUCCUAACAGCCAGCAUCCACCAACGACUAACAACAACGACGGCAGCAACAUGUAUGACCUGAGUCGGCCUCAAGCUAGACGAGGUGAUCUGCAACCGGCCGGUUAUCGUCCUGUAAUUAUGCGCCCUUCCGGGGCCUAUGGGCAAAGGACCACCAACGAAAAGCAAAGCCAAGCAUCCGAUGAGAAACGGACAUCAGAGAUCGUGAUAGAUCCAGGUCACUACAAAAAGCCUGAACAGAAGGCACUUCUGAGGGCUUGUCUGGAGCUCCAAGACUUAUAUCUUCAUUCCGAUGAGGAGGCUCAAGAAUUCCAACUUGUGAAGAAUGGACCUGCGGCGCCAGAUUCCGAGCUCGAUGCACUCGUUGACCAAUGGAACAACUUGUAUGCUACAAAAUUUUGUUCUGCAAACCGAAACCUCUUGGAGGCAGCAGGAUGGAGAAAAGCUACUGAGCAGAGUCGGAAUAGUUCUCCCACUGAUGCUCCUCACAAUCCUCAGGGCAGCCCUGAGAGCAAUCCUCAGAGCAAGCAAGUAGCCAAAGAAUUGGACUUUGAAGGUGCUAUCUGGCCUACUGUCAAAGGUGAAUUGCUGGAGUUCGCAGAGUCGAGAAUUCUCCGCUGGGCUGAAGACAAGCUACGGGAAAGGAUGGAGGCACUGGAGUCCCUGACCCGCCCGCCCCUUUUGAAGGCCAACAGCUCUCCAGAGUCUUACCAGACGUAUGUGAGAUACCUCAUGGAUCGCACAGAGGCUGCAGGAAAGAACUCCACUGCAAUCCGAAAUACAGAGGCUGUUAUGUCUAUGGCGCUGGACUUUCUACCUGGUCUAGAGGAGCGCCUGCGGGAUCAGCUCGAACGUGUGGUCAAUAAGCAAGAAGAUCGCCCCGAGGUUGAGAUCAAACAUGACCAGACUAAUGAUGCUGCUCAUGACGAGGGUAACGAUGAUUCUGGAAGUGCUCAUGAGAAUCUUGAAGAAGAUUAUCAUGACAAUGAUCACGAAGUCCAAGAAGCCCUAGAAGAGAAUUAUGAUGAGGACGAAGUUAAGACGAGACUUGAAGAGGGCUCCGAAGAUAAUGAAGAUGAAGAUGAAGACGUCGAUAUUUUUGAGGAGGACUAUGCCGAAGAAAGCGAGGAUGAUACCUACAAAGGUCCUGACGAACCCAAUCGGCAGUAUAGGGGAUCGGUCCUAGAGUCCAUCGAGCCUCGUACCCCGAUUGUCACCCCGCGGUCGAUGGCUCAACUCCGUCGCUACGAGCAGAGAUACAGGGAUGUGCUUAGAACUGCCAAAGCUCAGAAAGGAACAGCGGCCGCUGUACUUCGUUCUGUGGACGAAGAAGAACGAGAACUGGUGUCACGAAAAAGAAAAGCAUCAGAUACUGCAGAGCCUGCUCUUGCUACCCGAAGCAAGUUGAUGGGGCAGAGGCUCGCUGCAGUGAGCACUCCGACCCCUGUGGGUAGAAAAAGACAACGAUUCGAUGAAAGCCAAGGUAGUCCAGCAUCCACAGCUUGUUCGUCCGAGCUUCCGUCUCUGGAGGAUAUAUUCAGCUCGAGCAUUGGUCGAGCAUCUUCUGCGACAACGCAACCACCUACGGACUCAUCAAGCCCUGUGAUUCGAACGAACAAGAGGAAGAACGAAAGAAGGGACAGGAGCAGAAGCAAGAUCAAAAUUUCCCUUGAACUCGGGGACACCCCUACUGGUGCUGCUACUGCCUCCAGGCCUGUUAAGAUGACAGGGGCGUCACCUGGCCUCUUUGUGACACCUGAUCCUGGGAUACGACAGGCUAAUACACCCUUUGUCUUUAAGCAGAGUGCCUCCAGACAUCCUGUUCCAGAGGAACGGUUUCGUGAAGAGACGGCCGAGUUCCAGGCUAUGACGCCUGGUGCUCGGGAAUCGAUGCUCUACACAGCCCUGCGAGAGAUGCGCCGACGACAAGGAUAG
Messenger RNA from Fusarium redolens, 2488 nucleotides. RefSeq lists its product as uncharacterized. The record is from RefSeq and is a predicted model, not a curated record. The transcript has 4 exons. Bases 116 to 2488 code for a protein of 790 amino acids. Lineage: Eukaryota; Fungi; Ascomycota; Sordariomycetes; Hypocreales; Nectriaceae.